Molecule: messenger RNA, 921 nt
Organism: Brassica oleracea var. oleracea
Lineage: Eukaryota; Viridiplantae; Streptophyta; Magnoliopsida; Brassicales; Brassicaceae
Product: transcription factor JUNGBRUNNEN 1-like
Exons: 3
Coding region: 1-921 (306 amino acids)
Biological process (GO): regulation of DNA-templated transcription
Molecular function (GO): DNA binding
Source: RefSeq, a predicted model, not a curated record
AUGGAGGAGAUGAUGGGAUCGUGGGACAAAAGAAGGGAAGAACAAGAAGAAGAGGAGGAACAAGUGUUAAAGCUUCCAGGGUUUAGGUUUCAUCCGACCGAUAAGGAGCUUGUAGGGUUUUAUCUCUCUAAAAAAGUACUACUCAAGAAAUCCAGCAAGAUUGAUGAGAUCAUCAGUCAAAUCGAUAUCUAUAAAUUCGAUCCAUGGGAUCUUCCUCGCUCGACGCAUACGGAGAAGGAGAGCUACUUCUUCUGCAAGAGAGGAAGGAAGUACAGAAAUAGCAUAAGACCAAACCGAGUGACUGGUUCCGGUUUCUGGAAAGCCACGGGAAUAGACAAACCUAUCUACUCCGAUGGCCCCAGCAAAGCCGUGAUCGGUCUAAAGAAGACACUGGUUUAUUACAUCGGAAGCGCCGGGAAAGGAAGCAAGACAGAUUGGAUGAUGCACGAGUUUCGCCUCCCCACAGCCAAUGACACUAUCCCUGGUGGCUCCACCCACCGUAGCCCUACUCCGUCUUCCUUGCUACAUGCUGAAGUGUGGACAUUGUGUCGGAUAUUCAAGAGGAAUGCGUCUAGUAGAAAAUACACUCCGGACUCGAAAGAAUUAGCAAGUUGGGAACGCGUGAAGCCACAACAAUCUAAUAAUCGCGAAGCAGCUUAUAUCAGUUUUGGUGACAAUGAGAGUAGUACCAACAAGAUCAACGUCAUGGAAAGCAAAGAGAAUAAUGAGAGGAACGUUUUCCAGCUUCACCAAACGCCUCAUCCACACCAGCCCAUUCCCAUGGAGUACACUAGUAGCACACAAGUGGAUAACACAGUUCCACAUAUCUCAAACGAUAAUAACAUGGACGAUGUAAACUACGAGAACUGGGACGAGCUUCGCUCGGUUGUGGAGUUUGCUUUUGGCCCUUCCUCUUAUUAG